This is a messenger RNA of Acanthosepion pharaonis, 609 nucleotides long. NCBI's taxonomy places the organism in Eukaryota, Metazoa, Mollusca, Cephalopoda, Sepiida, Sepiidae. The record is from the annotation of a GenBank genome assembly.
AUGCUCAGUUUCAAAGUACAGGUAUACCACCGCAUUGGGUCUCUGCUGCCUGAGGAGACCUCUACGCCUAUAUUCCUUCAACUGUACUUUAUUGCAGACUACAACCUACAGGCCGAAACCCGUAUUGGUAUUUUGCCGCCGUCGCGAAGAGUUCCUCGCAGAGACAGCAUACUACUUCUCAAGGCCAUGCUUCACGGGGUUAACAGCUACAUUCACAGUUUCAAAUAUGCUUUGGAAAAUACUCCCUUUCCUUCUUUCAGCUUUGUAACUGACGCCAACAAACGGCCUCAUGAUGAAUACGAACACCGCUACAAUGUUCCUGCGUGCAACAAAGUGGCAGCUAUUAUACAUGGGGAGCAAGACCGCACUCGCGAUAUUGUCCUCAAAUCAAGAGGCGGCGAUCUUCGCCGGAUUUCAGAGGCACAUCAAUCAUAUGACGCAUUGCAGUACCCUUUACUUUUCCCUUAUGGUGACGAUGGCUACCACUUCGGCAUUCCCCUUCAUACUCCGGCUCUCUCUCUCUCUCUCUCUCUCUCUCUCUCUCUCUCUCUGGAUCAGCAUCGCCUCGACUGUCUACUAUCUGCUUCACAACCAAAUAGCGACACCUAG